Ascochyta rabiei is the source of this 519-nucleotide messenger RNA. RefSeq lists its product as uncharacterized. The transcript has a single exon. The coding region runs from base 1 to 519 and encodes 172 amino acids. The record is from RefSeq and is a predicted model, not a curated record. Lineage: Eukaryota; Fungi; Ascomycota; Dothideomycetes; Pleosporales; Didymellaceae.
AUGCGUAGGGAGGAGCGACAGGCCGCGGUGAGGGGAUACAAAGGUAAAAACGGAGGCACGGACACCAGCGCCGCAGCGCUGCUAAAGAGGCAGCGAGGCACGAAGGAUGGACGCGGCAUGGGGGCCGCGGUGCAGCAGCUCCAGACAGGCCAGGGUUUCGCUGGCCGGCACUGGUUGGCACAGGUUGGCACUGGUUGGCACUGGGAGGCACUGGUUGGCGCUGUGCAUGCUCGACGGUGCUGGUUCCGCUGGGCAGGCUGGCUGGUGGGCGAACAGAGUGUCGCUCCCGUUACAGCAGACGGGCGCCACACGAACCAUUGUUUCGAAUCCACGGCUCAACUCCUCCGUGCUGCGCUGCACUGCUCUGCGCCGCUCUGCGCCGCUCUCCGCCGCUCUCCGCCUGUCCUUUCGGCUCCUUCAACCCCCGGCCCGUCAGAGCGUCAGACGCUACAGUGCUACACACCGCGCGCCGCUGCUGCUCGCCCUCCAGCUCCAGCUGCGCGUGUAACGCUGCCAUGA